AUGGCCCCCAGCACACUCACCCCCGGCACCGCGGGCAUAUCCGGGGCCCUCGCGAUCUGGCUCAGCAACGGGUUCGUAAUCAGCCUGAUCCUCGCGCGUCUAGUUCUGCGCCGGUGGCGGCACGACAGCAGUAGGAACGCGUUCACGGCGGGCGACGGCUGGCUCGUGGUGGCGCUGGUCUUCCACGAGCUGCGUGUCGCGGGGGAUUGCUACAUGAACAAGUACGGGACGCCGCUGAGCGUGUCCAUGAACUACGUGAUAAUCCCAUGGGUGGCGGGCAUAGCAAGCGAAGUCCCCUUGACGGAAGCCGAGCUGGGCGGUCUUGUCCUGGCGGGAAAGUUGAUGAUAGUAACCCGGAUAGCCGUCGUCGUGGUGCUAUGGAGUCUGAAAAUAUCGGUCCUGGACUAUCUCGGCAGUCUUUUGGAAACGAUUCGCUGCAAACAGACAGGCAUCCGGAUCAUGUACGUGAUCCUGGCCAUGACGUUCUCGGCAUCGAUUUUGUCCGUUUUCCUCGAAUGCAGACCUUUCGAACUUAACUGGACCUUGUUCCCCGACGUGGCUAAAUGCUCAUUUGAUACCCAGUGGCUAGUUAUUUAUGAAAUAUGCAACAUCAUUACUGAUACUAUGCUACUCUUUCUACCCAUACUGUUGAUUCUCGGUUCACCAAUUUCGGAGUGGGAGCAACCCCAACGUCCCGUCGCUAGACUCUUCGGUAUCUGGGUGUUUGGGCUUGGCGCAACCCUAGUUGCGAUUGAGAUCGUCCGUCUAGUACAGGGACUUCUAUAUACAAACACGCUCCUGAAUAGAAUAGUAUGGGGAUCGAUUGAAGUAGCACUCGCCACUGCGGUCACUACCUUACCGACAAUCUACAUCUUGCUGAGAGAAGGGUCUCAGGAACAGCUGGAACGAAGCAAGAAGAGCAGCCAUACGGGUACAGGCACAAUAUCCGCGUCCCCCAAAGCCAGCGAUGAAGGAAGGCACGGAGAAAGCUGCGCAUCGGAACAGACAGCUACUUUGAACGAUAACAGCCUACCGCGACAUAAUGCACGCGAGGAUAAGACACUAAUAUCCACGGAGAUGGGCCAAGAAGAGGAUACGCGCAGGCGAGCGACUUGGAACCAAGCGCGGAGCUCCGUGAUUGGCUCCAUACUGGACUCCAUGCUAUCAGAAGCAAAGAAGCGAGACAGCUGGUCAAGACCCGGAUCAGUAAUCAGAAACUCGCUCCGAGGCGCAGACGCAAGUUCAAGGGACAGUAUGAGGAUGCAAGUUGCCGACGAUAAUCUUCAAGACAUUCUCAUGGAGUGGAUAGAGUUGGAGGAAACGGAAUCUGGAAGUGUUCACCCCUCAGAGGUACCCGACAACGCAGAGUACAAAGGUGUAGAGAUCAUGGUUGCGAGAGAGAUCAGCCAGGAGGCUCGUCGGGAACCGGAACUUGGCCAGCGACCACGUCUCAUCACGAUACCAGGGCGAUCCAAGCUGGCUUGCCCUGCCCGAUAG
Molecule: messenger RNA, 1497 nt
Organism: Xylaria bambusicola
Lineage: Eukaryota; Fungi; Ascomycota; Sordariomycetes; Xylariales; Xylariaceae
Exons: 5
Coding region: 1-1497 (498 amino acids)
Source: RefSeq, a predicted model, not a curated record